Procambarus clarkii (red swamp crayfish) is the source of this 483-nucleotide messenger RNA. The record is from RefSeq and is a predicted model, not a curated record. NCBI's taxonomy places the organism in Eukaryota, Metazoa, Arthropoda, Malacostraca, Decapoda, Cambaridae.
AUGGAAGACAAGAGACACAGAUGGGAACCAGAGACACAGAUGGAAGACAAGAGACACAGAUGGGAACCAGAGACACAGAUGGAAGACAAGAGACACAGAUGGGAACCAGAGACACAGAUGGAAGACAAGAGACACAGAUGGGAACCAGAGACACAGAUGGAAGACAAGAGACACAGAUGGGAACCAGAGACACAGAUGGAAGACAAGAGACACAGAUGGAAGACAGAGACACAGAUGGAAGACAGAGACACAGAUGGGAACCAGAGACACAGGCGGGAGACAGAGACACAGAUGGGAACCAGAGACACAGGCGGGAGACAGAGACACAGAUGGGAACCAGAGACACAGAUGGAAGACAAGAGACACAGAUGGGAACCAGAGACACAGAUGGAAGACAAGAGACACAGAUGGGAACCAGAGACACAGGUCGAAGACAGACAAACACAUGACAUACAGGGAUGUCAAAAUACACUUUCCCAAUAA